Dermacentor andersoni is the source of this 3757-nucleotide messenger RNA. RefSeq lists its product as uncharacterized. Lineage: Eukaryota; Metazoa; Arthropoda; Arachnida; Ixodida; Ixodidae. Gene Ontology annotation, molecular function: chromatin binding. The record is from RefSeq and is a predicted model, not a curated record. Gene Ontology annotation, biological process: negative regulation of transcription by RNA polymerase II. Gene Ontology annotation, cellular component: chromatin; PRC1 complex.
UGCCGGGAUGCGCGAGCCAUCCACAAAGCCAAGCCGGGAGCGACGGAGGAGACUACGUCGCACACCGCCUUCCAAGUACGACAACGACGUUAUGGAGCUCUCGUCGGUCGGCGAGCGCGUUUUCGCCGCCGAGUGCAUACAGAAGAAGCGAAUUCGCAAGGGCCGUGUCGAGUAUUUGGUGAAAUGGCGCGGCUGGAGUCACAAGUACAACACCUGGGAGCCGGAGGAAAACAUUUUGGACGGGCGGUUGCUGGAAGCCUUCGAGAGCAGCCAGAGAGAUUCUGGAUCGGGCAAGCGAGGUCAAAAGUCUAAGAAGGAACGGAGUCAUAGCACCAGCGAGCCGCAGCAAGAUUUCCGGCAUGACUCCAGCAAGACCAAGAGCGAGGACGAUACCUCCAACGAUGCACCUGCAACUCCCCACGGCAACAGCUCAAGCACAGAGACAAACUCUGCAGUAUCUCCACCGCAUAGUCCCCCACCUGUGUUGUCACCUGGUGCAGCAGCAACUGAAGAUAAAGACAGCUCCACAGUGACAGCUGUGUCGCGACUUUCAGUGUCCACGUCGCAAUCUGCGACAUCAGCACAGCAGCAACCAGCAACUGCUGCGACACCGAAGCCACAGCCAGCUGAGGCUAAGGAGCCGACAGUAAAGCCCAAGCCUGCUGCUGCGACAGUCAGCCCACCAAAAACACUUCAGAGUGCCAAGAGCCACAAAGAACAGGAAGAAAAGGCCAAACCACUGACUGCAGCCAAUGCAGAUGCGACCCCCAGUCAGUCGCCAUCUGAAAAGAGCUCUGAACCAGCAACAUUGUCCCCCGUCUCGAAGCCAAACCAGGUUGAGGCAGGUCCAUCUUUCCCGCCAGUGUUAGAAGCUUCAAAGAAGCCAGACACCGCAACCAAACGCAAGUUAGAUGUGAAGCCAACACACGCGUCAUCUAGUCCACACAUUCAGGUCACAGCUGUUGUCCAGCAACCGCCCAGCAAGAUGCCUAGGUUGUCUAGGCCGGUGGAUGUGCCUGCAGUCAGCACUGCUGGCAAGCCCCCUCCCAUCUCUUCAGUUGCGGCACCAUUCAUGAAUGGCUCGUCACCAGCGAGGGCACCUCUGCGGCCACCGAUGGCCUUCAAGCCCAUCACUCCGCGCCUUGCCGUCAGCGUGACGCCACCGCCGCUGCACGUUCACCACUCUCACCCCCCUGCCUCACACCUUGCAGUGCCCCCCGUAGCCGCCCGCUUGGGUACCGGGCAGCUCGGACCGGCAACGGUUGCACGAAUCUCGCGGCCUCCUAUUCCUCAUCUGACUCCCCCAGCCAGUUCACCAUCUCAUCAGGUCGCAACAAAUUCGAGUUCUGCCAACUCUGCCGGUCCUACCCCCAACCCCACUACUGUACCCGUCAGCUCCCCUGCCCCUCUUCCUACGCACCCUGUUCCUGCCGCAGGCAUUGUGGCACCUCAGCAGCCGGUGCCGUCAGCAACUCCCAUUCUCAAUGGCCGCGACAGCGCACCACCUCAGCCAGGCAGCGACCGCGAGAAUGUCUGCAAACCAGCAGUGUCAGCCGUCUCACAAGGAAAGCCGAUGCACAGUCACAAUGGCCAGGCUGCGUCUCCUCCAAUGCUGCUGCCACCCAAGGAAGCCAGCGCUGAGCCGGCUGUAGCCGAGCCAGAGUACAGCCAGCUUGCCAUCAUCCCAGACUUCUGGCAAAAGCAGAGCCCAGUAGUGGAUCAAGUCCUCAUCACGGAUGUGACGGCCAACCUGGUCACGGUGACUGUGCGCGAGUGUCGGACACAGGCGGGGUUUUUCCGCGAUCGAAGCAAUGAGCAGGCGCCCAAGGACAUAAAGUGAGAUGCACAUGAUUUUGGUGCUGCUGUUUAUGCUCGAUUGAGAGUGGGUGUCAAGAGGUGGGCACAACAGCUUGUACAAUAGAAAGCAAAUCUAAGAGGGUGAUCAAAGACACAAAGUGAGCCAAGAUGGCAGUGGUUUGUUGCCGCUCGGUGUGAGAGUCGCAGUUUGUACAGUGCUUAGUGAGAAAUUCCAGACAGAUGACAGUGUAGUCCUGCAGAUUUGCAAGUUUCUGUAGUUGAGGCGCAUCCAAUGCUUUGCCGUCUUUAAUGCCAGAGAGAGUUUUUGCUUUCUUGAAUGUAGGCAGCUUUUGUCUUGGUGCAUGUGUGUACCUUCCUUGACCAUUGGAUGCAAAACAGGCUGGUUAGUCAGCUAGACAGCAAAACUUUCGCCGAACGUAAUUUUAAGUGCUCAAAAAACCUUCCAAAAUGCUGCAUUUUGCCCUAGAGGACAUCUUGACACUUCUGAUAUUGAUGAAUGCAACAUUUCAUGCUACAGUUAGUGAACUGCAAUUUUCAUUAUUUUAGUGUACAGUCUGUUGGUAACUGCUUUUGUUUUCCCCUAUGUGCUAACAUGCAGUUUGUUAAAGUGCUCUUUUUAGCACACAACUCAUCACUCCAAUCAAUAGUAUUUUUAGACGCAGUAGUUUCCAAACCAUGCGAAAGUGCCUAAAAGUUGCAUAUGGCAUUCUGUUCAUCCGAAAUAGUCCGUAUCUUUUCAUUUAAGGUGCACAAGUUUAUCUUGCUUCGCUCUUUCUCAUCAAUAUUUUGUUUUUGAAUUAUGUUGCACUUCUUUCAUCACAUUUUGUGUGAUUAGUCAUAAUGAGGAGACACUCAAUACAUUGGGCAGCCAAGAUGUCUGCUUUGUGCAAACAGUAGAAGGGUCAAUUUCUUUCAGACUACGGCCAAGGUAGAAGAUAUUUAGCCAUACUUUGAAUGAAACUGAACCGAAUUUGCUGCUCUCCCUAUAUGUACAGGUCUGGUACUGCACUCUCAAUGCAAGCCUUUUCACUACCAGUGCUGGUUGAGCAUUUAAAUUGCACACAUACUGUAGGGGCUUCAGCCAUCUGCCACAGUGUCUUAAAGUCCAAAGAGAGGGCACAAUGUUCUCUGUAAAUUAUGUAAGAAUGUGUCUGUUAUAAACUACACUGCGAUCAACUUCUUGGGAAAGGGUGCGGUAGAGGUAACUGUGGCAUGCAUGCAUACUCAGUUUUUGGCCAUUCCCCCUCCCCAUUUGUGGUGCUUUCUGUUUGGUUGCAGUACUUAGUGCAGAGUUUAGUAAAUACUACUGGAAGGCUGUUGAUAGAUUAGUGGGCUAGCAUAAUAUAUUCUGUUGGUUCUUGUUUUGUUUUGUAUUGUCUUCUGAAGACCAUGAAGAGUACCUGUUUCCUGAAGUCAAAUGUGGCGUACCCCAGGUUCAAGAACACCAAUAUGCAAUAUCGGAUUGCUGAGAUAUUUUUAGUGCCUUGAGUUCCUUGCCUGUCAAGCAGCAAGUGCACGACACAGCUUGGCGAGGUUCAUCAUGCCAUGAAAGCUUAUGGUGUCCGAGAGUGAUUGACGACAGUCCCUGCUCUGUCACCACCAUGGUUAGAUGGAAUUGGGAAAGUUGCAUGCAAAUGUUUCGAUCACACUUAAAUGUUAACCUCUCAGCUAAUUGGGUGCAUCAUUACUUAUUGAUUGUGAAGUAUGUCAUGCAAACUGCAUUGAUAUCAGUGACAGGGAGCGCUUCAUGCCUGCAGCUAUGCACGUUUUAUGUCCGUUUCCUUUGCUUUCACUGUGAGCACGGCCGACAUGGCCUUCUGUACAGAAUCACGGAGUGUUUUUUUUUGUUUUUUUUUUGCUUAUGUUCGGUUCAAAGGUCAUGCCAUGGUACAAAAGAAUAAAUAUGGAAAUUCUGUGAAUAAAAAUGUACAUAGACGUG